CAAAAUGGCGGGCGAUUGGGAGUGAACAUUUGAUAAUUUUAGUGAUAUCUUUUAUUUUUAACCGUUUUAUUUUGCUUUUGGCAAUAGAAAUGUAAUGCCAAGAAGCCUUAAACAUCUCAAGCUAAUACUUUAGACGAGAUUUAUAUGUUAAACGGAUUUUAAUGUGUUUUGGCGUGGAAAUUAAGUUUGGAAACUAAUUGUCAUAAUUUUUGUAAGUCAUUUUAAACCUGUACAUUGCAAUUAGAGAAAGCAUGAAUGUCUCAGAUGAAGUCUCGCCUUUGGAUAUUUCAGCAUGUAUUGCAGAAAAAGCUGAGGAGACCUUAGCCCCUUUGAAGGAAGAUUUAGUGGAUUGGUUAAACAAAUUAUUUGACGUUGACAUUACAGUUGAAAAUUUUAUGGAGUUUCUUGAUAAUGGCGUGCUUGUAUCGAAAGUUGCAGAAUUGGUUCAUCGUGCCGCGGAAGAGUAUUACCAAGCUGGGAAAACCAAGAACUCUGUGCCGAGGUACGAGUUUCGCUACCACAAGAAAGCGAAGUCUGGCACAUUUUUUGCAAGGGAUAACGUGGCAUUCUUUUUGGACUGGUGCAGAUGUUUUGGAGUCAGUGAGUCAGUCCUGUUCGAAUCAGAUGGCUUGGUUAUGCAUAAACAGCCUCGUGAAGUGAUCCUGUGUCUGCUAGAGGUUGCAAGGCUUGCAGCUGAUUACGGCAUUGAGCCUCCCGGUAUUGUUACUUUGGAGAAGGAAAUUGAUGCUGAGAUUGCUAACGAGGAGAAGGAAGGAGGGCCGGAAGUGAAGGAAGAGGUGGUUGAAGUGAAACCUGCAAAGGAAGAGAAAGCGUUGGUCAAACAAAGUAAUAAUAAUGUUGAGAAACAACUGUCACUUGACAAAGAGGUGGGUAUAAUUAUAUUGAGUUUUUAUCAAAAAGUUAGAUCCAUCCAAGCAAGAUCCAUGUUGUGGUUUUGGGAUACUUAAAAAUUCUUUUACUUGAAGACCUUAUUCCAAGCUUUAGAUUUAAGUAUGCCUGCCUGUCCUGUUAUGGUCAGCAUUAGCGGUACAAUAUGAACCUUGGCAUCUUAAGGAAAUGAACAAAAUAAAUGCCUGCCACUGUAUUUGCUAACUGCAGCUCAUUGUCACUGAGAGGCAAGCCAUUUCUUUUUUUAAGAAGCACACAAAUGUUUUCCAGGAUUUAGUUUGGUAGGCAUUGGAUUUUGCAUCCAAUCUCUAAGGUAGUCUAAAGGCCUAGCUGUUAAGUAAUACUCGAGAAUGCCACUAAGUUUCUCUUUUAUUAGGUGUUACAACUAGCUAAAGCCCAUGGAGUGAAAAUGCAAAAAGUCAAGGAGGGUCGGUAUAUUGUUGAAGGAAAAAUUACUAUAUUUGUCAGAGUGAGUAAAAACUACUAUGUUUGGCUGCCUAGCUUUUCCCGAUAAAAUUAUAUUAUGGUAAAUUUCUAUUAGGGUAAAAAUAAUAGCACAAUAUUUUGUAAAUAUUGGAAUUAUCACAUUGAAACAUAAACACCCAUUCCAGUAAGUCGAUACAUUUAUUAAUUUGGGUCAUUCCAGAAAACAUCAAUACAUCCCCCAUGGAGGAAGUUGGAAGAUACACCCCAACCCCUUUGGAUGUCCUAAUACACUUACUAUUAUCAGAAAUGUUUCUCCCAUCCCCGUCUGGAUGGCAGAAAUUUCCUCCUUAAAGGCAGGGGUGGAUCUUUUCCAGAAUGACCCAUUUCCAAAUCAGAUGGAAACCAACCAGAUAAAUUUCCAACCAGUCUUAGGGGUCAUCUGUAAUUAUCAACAUUUUCACAAGUAUACAAAUAUAUAUUUUCAUAAGUAUACAAUGUUUUCAACAUUUAAAAGUAUGCUCUGGGAGGGGUCAGAAAAAAGACUACUCUCUGCACGUGCUUGUGAAAAUGUUGAUAUUUAUGAAUGACCUUCAACAGAAGCUGACCCAAAAAAUGUUGUUAUAGAUUCUCCGCCACCAUGUGAUGGUUCGAGUGGGUGGAGGUUGGGACACUUUGGAUAACUUUUUAAGUAGACAUGAUGCUAACAAGAUUGGAAGAAUUUUAACUGGUGAGUUAUAUUCAAGUUCUCCAUAUCAUCAGGUCAUGAUCCAGUGAUAAGAAUGUUUCAUUGUUUUUUCAUUGUUUUCAAAAUUCCCACCGUUCUCCAUAUCGUUCAGUCAUGAUCCAAUGGUUGGAAUGUUCCAUUGUCUUUUCAUUGUUUUGAGAAUCCCACUGUUCUCCAUAUCAUCCAGUCAUGAUCCAGUGAUCAGAAUGUUUCAUUUUGUCUUUUCAUUGUUUUGAAAAUCCCACUGUUCUCCAUACCUCCCGGUUGUUCAUUGUUACUUUACAAGUACUUAUCAUUGAUGUUAUGCAAUGUCCUUAUUGGGUUCAAAAAAUUACAUUAAAAUAUUCUAUUUUUUGUUUUAGCGAAGUCUGCAUCUUGAGAGUGAAUUCAGAAGAACUUAGUUUGAUCAAUAUUGGUUCAUGUGCAUAAGAUUUUGUAGAUUUUUGUGUGUUAGAAGGUUUUGAGUAAAAAGUUGUAGCUAUCGUGGAGAAGUCUUGCAAAACUUUUAAACUUUUUAUUGUUUAUAAACAUAGUUAUUUAUAAUUGUAUAACACUGUAGUUUUAAUAUUUUAAUAUGUAUAUCAAUUUCUAACUUAUUAUUGUAAAGCAGCAUUUAUAAUUGUAAAAAAUUAGACUAAUAGUAAUAUAUUUAAUAAUUUAAUUUUUAGUGAUUUGUAUGUUUGUAAUAAACACUUGUUUUACAUUGUGUAUGAAGAGUUGAUCUCAUAAUUGAACUAGCUAAUAAACCACACCUUUUCUUAACACAUAUUCAUACUAUCUGGCAAAGUGCCAUGAUUUUAUCUAAUAUAGACUGAAAUUCCACCCUUUUGCUGACUGUAAAUUAGUUGACAAAUUGUUCUAUGGCUUUUUGCUACUAAACCUAUUCGCAUUAGGUGGGUUUUACUAGAAGGAACUGCGCAUCAUCUAGUCACUAAAUUGUUCACUAUUAAUAUAAACUGCUCGGUCAAUACAUUUGAAAUUGUCACCAUACAGUGAUACAGUAUGGGGCACCUAGUAUACGAAAAUAAUUUGGCACCAGACCCCCAUGCCUGCCUAGCUGACUAUAUAUUUAUCUUUAUAUUGACUUCUCCUAAUUCUCCCCAAACCGUUUUAUUACGAUGAAAAUUGAUAUUUCUUUGUCUCGUGUCUCAGAGGCUCACGUAAUAUUUCGUAAUUCACUGUCGAACGGCUUUUCAAGAUACGACGCGUGACAAAUACGAUUGCCGCUG
Paramuricea clavata is the source of this 3288-nucleotide messenger RNA. The record is from the annotation of a GenBank genome assembly. NCBI's taxonomy places the organism in Eukaryota, Metazoa, Cnidaria, Anthozoa, Malacalcyonacea, Plexauridae.